ACAAAGUCUCCCUCUGGUCAAUCUUAAGCUAGUCCGUAACUUCACGUCUUAAAAAUCUAAAUAAUUGCAUAUAAAUAUUGAUUUAUUGGGAUUGUCUAUAAUGCGCUCAAUUUUAACGUAGACAAGUAUUGCCAAAUAAGGAAUUUUAAUUAUUUUGUAAUUAUUUAUAUUAGAUUCUCAUUUUCAGAGUCGUUGGUUACUUGAUAAUUGUUAUAGAGGAAUAGAUCGCAGCGAUUCGCCUAACCUUUUGGCGGUAUCGUCUAGCUAUACCGGAUAACCUUUGGCUUCAUUAAUGAAUAAGUUUAUAACAUCGUAAAUAUUAUGGAAGAUUUCGUAGUAUUUGGAUUUUAUUAUUACUCUUAUAAGUAGGUACGUAUGAAUGUAUAUUCAUACGCAGAUAUCGUGCUUCACAUCACGUUACUCUUCUGUAUCCAAAGAUUUCAUACGAGUAUGUCUUGUAAUUUUUAUUUCUGGCAUUUUAAAAUCGCCUUUUGGAGAAAACAAUAUAGUCUAUUUAUCUACCUGAUCGCUAGUUUUAAAUCUAUAAAAUAUUCAAAAAUUCCUUAAUCUAAUUUAUAGCUAGCUUAUAAUAUCUCGUACUUCGCAAUAGUAUAUAAAUUAUCAAGUGACAAAGUUCACAAUGAAUGUACGCUAACUAAAACUAGAACAGAUAAGCGGUUGAAUUAAUCCAGUGUAUGUCUUUAGAUAGAAACGUUUAGUGAAGUAUAUGUGGAUAAAUAGAUCCAGUUAAUGCUUCAAGCGUACUGUCCAAGAAAAGUAUUAACAAUAUUGUGAUUUCUUAUAUAAUAGAUACUUAAUACACGCAUAUUAAUUACGCAUUUAAUGCUCAAUUUUAAUUUCUUAUUUCUUGCCAUAAUGGUGUAUCAUAAAUACGAACUUUUUCUGAUUCCUACUAGUAGCAACAAGUAAUGACUUUUUAAAAUAAGAAUUUGUUGUCAAAUAGACAUUUUAUACACAACAGGAAAACGAAUUUGACUUUUAUAGUUAUAUUUUCAAUAUUAAAAUCAUAGUUCAGCUCUGCAACAAUAUUUGUGGUUCCAUUAUGUUUAUUACAUUACCUUUUUGAUACUUUUUCCCCCAAAUCUACAAACUUGAAAUGGGGGCUCUUUUAUAUCUUGAAGUGUGUCAAAAUGUCCAAUCUAAAAUAAACUUCUAAUGAUGGAAAAUGACCCUAGUAAAAAAGAAUCGAAAGGAAAGAGGAUAUUCAAGAAAGCAAUACGGCGCAAUAGCAAGUCUAGCAACAAUAGUCAAAAUUCUCCUUUAGAAUCGGGUAUUAAUAUAUCACGAUCCAAGAGUUUUGAAAAUAAGCAUUUAUCCAUUGAAAUAAAUGAUAGUACGCCAUUACCCACGCCAGAUGGUACGAACGAGAAAGUUGAAUAUAGUCAUUUAGGACAGAAGAAUAUAGAAGAGAAGGAAAUACCAAAAGAUUUCAAUUUCACUCGUCCUUCUGAGGAGGUAAAAGUGAAAAAAGUCGAGAUACGUGAAAACCGCAACGAGAUUUACGACGAGCCUGCUACUGCGUCUAAUAAGGAUGCCAAGUCGAAAACUUCGCCGAGGCUUGAAAAGAAUGAGCGUCUUAUUGAAACAGACGACGGCAAAAGAUCUCUUAAGCGGGUUUGUUUUAUGUUAUGAGUGCGACUCAUUUAUUAUUGUUGUUUUGUCUACAUUUGAUAAUCGUUUCGGGGAACGAUUAGGUAUUAUAAUUUGUACGUUGUUUCUGGCUUAAUUAAUUUUUUCACGGAUUAGAUAAUGAUACUAACUAGACAUAAGACUUGUUGCUUUUGGAGAAGGCACUUGUAUUCUUAGCAAACUCUAGUAUCCUACAAACUAUUAAGAACAAAGUCUAUGUAUUUAUCAACGUUUAUGUCAACAGUAAUGUUGAUAAAUCUAUUGGCUUCCUAAACUAAGGAGUGAAUCAGGCUUGACUUGAUGCGGAUUCGCUUUCAUUGUCUACAUUGAUUUUAUAUGCACGUCCUUUGGAAACCGGUUUUCUCACUACCGUUAUUAGUAAUCGAUAUUGAUCUGCGUAACGUGAGAAAUGUGUUUAUUUCUUUCUUUCUUGUGUCUUAUCGUGUUUAUUUAUUUAUUUUUUCAUAUGAACUAUAAGAAAUUGCUUUGCCGUGUGGUUAUGGCAUAGAAUGGGCCACUCCUUCCUUUCUCUUGGUUUUCGUAAGGGGCGAUUGAGGGGAUUAAUUGGUAGAGCGUUGGACAGCGUCUCUCUUAAAACAUCAAUAAAGCCUAACUGCGGUUGUCAACUCGUCUGUUAUUACUACUGUUGGCAAAACCCCCUAAUAGGGAGAGUCCUAUGUUCAGCCUUGGACAAUAACGGCUGAUGUCGUCAUUAACUGUUCUUAAAUAUUUUUUAAUUUGUCUCAAAUAUUAGAAAAAGUAGUCAUUGAUAACUGCAGUCUAAUAGGCAGGUAGGUAGCAAUAUAAUAAGCAUUGUAAUAUAUUUUUGUGUUAAAUUAGAUGACGACCGCAUUGAGCGUAUUCAACUGAUCGGAACGGUAUCUAGGUUUACAUAAUCCUAGAUAUAGAUAGCUUCACUGGGCGGCAAUAUUGAUAAUGUAAUGUAAUGUGUGUACUAUGUGUCAUUGUGUAUAGAAAUUAAUAGAAUAAAUAUAUACUUUGGUAUGAGGAGUAAUCCUAAGGGACGUAAUAUUUAGUUCUAAAUGAUAGCAAUGCAUAAGGUGCUAUGAAUGACACAGUGUUCUCUGAUGUUAUUCUUAUGUUCAGGUAGGCAGGUAGGUAUGGAAAAUAACUUUCGUUUUUUAUCGAUUACCUGGCGAAUAAGUGUUUUUCUCCAUAUUUAUUAUCGCGUCACUAUCAAUAAUUUGACUUGUUUCUGAAGUUUGUUUGGAAUAACAUGUUUCGUAUCUUGAUAUUCACAUGAACAAUUGUUUGUUUGAAUAUCUUGCUUAUUUAUCGUUAUAUCUUAUAGAUUAAUAAUUCAAAUAUUAUCCGGAAUUAGAAUAAACUAUCAUUUCAAAGAUCGGUAAUACAAAAUUUGAAUAAUAACUAUGAUAUUUUGUUUCUUUAACUCAUCAUAUAAACGUGGUUUAAAAUUAUUGCUACCGAAUGCCUGCGUGUUGGGUAGGUGUAUUAUAAUUAUAUAGCUAAUAAGAAACUAACACCAUGCCAGUUUUACGCGUUGCAGACUAAUAAAAUUAGUUUCAUCUAAUUGAUUUAAUUUAAUUAAAUUCAGGAAAUUAGUUUCAUGAUGUAGGAACUAGUUUCGUAAUAAAAUUAGGUUUUAUUAACGCUACCAUGGCGUUCAUUAACCUUGACUCUACAAGAGUAUCUAUUAAGUCUUUCGAAAUAAAUAUGUUCUUAAAAACGUUGUAAAGAAAGUUUUUUUUUAUUUCUAAUAUGGAUACUAAAUGUUAGUUAUAAAUGUGACAAUGUAAAUGUAUUUGUUAUGAGAAUAUUCUGCUGACAGAGAUUGUAUUUUUUGUCUUGACUAAAUUAUCUUUUAAGAGAGGCCAUAACGUAUUUUGUUUGAAUAUUGGCUGGGUAUUUUCGCCUUACCUGAUCCUACUGUGAAGUUAGAGCAAUGCAAGCAUUAUAAUUCCCUUUGGAAGGUAUGAUUUCUGUCAUACGUUUUUAAUGUUUUUUAAAGUGUUUUGUAAAGGAAUUCGAAUGGAGGUUCAUAUUUUUACUCAAUUAAGAAACGUGAUUAAUUUGGAUUAAAUUAUAUUUGGAUGUUUUUGUGUUAUUUUACGAUUUUGAAACUGAAUAUGCUUAUAAAACUUUAUGGGCCAUUGCAAAAAUAGAUAUAAUUCAUUGAUGUGCGAAUUAACUCUUGUACUUACGAUGCUGUCGUUGGUUA
Molecule: messenger RNA, 3850 nt
Organism: Galleria mellonella (greater wax moth)
Lineage: Eukaryota; Metazoa; Arthropoda; Insecta; Lepidoptera; Pyralidae
Exons: 2
Coding region: 1177-1653 (158 amino acids)
Source: RefSeq, a predicted model, not a curated record